AUGACAGCGAUGGAAAACCUCUACCAUGAGGAUGUCGUAAUUUUUUUCUCCAUCGAAAUGUUGCAGGGCAUACUGGAACUUUUUAAACACGCCAAUCACUUCAAAGGGGGGGUGCACAAAAUUAUGUCUUUAAGGAAUUCUGAGUUGGUUUUCUGUUCAGACGACUGCUUGGUGAGAGAAAGUGUAAAGGAAGGACAGGGACUGCAAAAAAGAGAGGAAAAAGAACUAGGAAUUGAGGGGAAAAAACUAUAUGGGAAGUCGUCGCAAAAUGGACAAGGGAAAAAGAAACUCUCGAACCACCUGUUCAACGAGAAAAACGUGAAUGACGAACAGAAGAUUAUCGGCGACGAGAUAGCCAAGUGCCUGUACGGAAACCGGAAAUCUUCGAAAGGUGCACACAAGCGCAAACUGGUUAUAGACGUAGUGAUACAAGCCAUCCUCUUCGCUAACAAAAUAGGGUUGGACGUGUACAAACUUAAUUUAUUUCUCUCCAUCAUUCUUAUGACUAUGCGUAGUAUCAGAGAUAAUUUAAGUGAAAAGAAAGGAAGAAAAAAAAAAACAAUUAAUUAUUUCUUCCAUAUGAUGAAUAAAAAUAUACAGUACGCUUGGAUUGCUCACCCAAGAGCGCAAAGCGAUUUCAUCAGGAACGUUGCUCAACAGGAAGGAUGUACUUACGAUGAGGAUGAAUCACACUCCAUGAACAGCAACAAUAUGGGAAGACUCUCCAACGAAAUCCCGAGGAAAGAGGGGAAACAUACUACCUCAACCAAACAACCAAUCAGCAUAAAUAUAAAACAGAAACCGGAAGAGGAGACAGACAACCAGAAUGGAAUGAGUACGAAUGAAUUAGAAAAAAAAGAAAUGGAUCACAACAAGGAAGACGAGAGUAAAGAUUCAAUUCCCCUGGAAGGAGAUGAACAAAAACGAGUCUACGCACAAUUUAUCCUCUUCCACAUUGAAGAAGCCAAGAACAUAAUAAAAUAUUUUUUUGAAAAUAUUUUUUCCAUUUACAAUAUGAUUGAAUAUCUUUUUCUAUUUUCUCCUGUGUGUGUACACGUGGCUUAUCGGGGUGGCUUCUCCCCAGUGUCUCCACCCGCAUGUCUCUUCACAUCGGAUGCACUGAAUCUUGGUGAAGUAGCCAAUACGAAUGAUGGGCAGAUGAUGAACCACUUCCACGGUGCUGAACACGAGGAACUUGCCACGAAUAUCUACAUAAAGGAGGCCCUGGAUGUGCCCCUCUUCGUUUUGAAUAAGUUCUACGAAAAUGUCGACCAGUUGGGGCGUAAGAUAGACGAAGUUUUAGUGUGA
Molecule: messenger RNA, 1308 nt
Organism: Plasmodium knowlesi strain H
Lineage: Eukaryota; Apicomplexa; Aconoidasida; Haemosporida; Plasmodiidae
Product: conserved Plasmodium protein, unknown function
Exons: 2
Coding region: 1-1308 (435 amino acids)
Source: RefSeq, a predicted model, not a curated record